GCGUCCUCCGAUUUUAUUCACAGAAAGUGUUCGCCAUAUUGCUUCCGUGAAUUCAGUGAAAUAUUUGUGCAUUUCUCUUCAAUUAUGACUGCAAUAUGAAAAUAGUUUAAAGGAAAACAAUCCAUGUUUGAUUAGUAACUGUGGCUAUACAUUUUUAUGCAGCUCAGACGUUAAAAUAACGUGAAAACGCGUCGAGCGGGCAGCGCACCCAUGUCGUAUGAGAAGAUGGAGGUGGUGAACCCGGCAGAAAAGGAGGCGAGUGAGGUUCUUCACUCGCUCCUGUCUGUCGAGCGCCGGAGUGUGGACAGCAAGGAGGCCAUUAUCGUGGCCAUUCCGCAAGACCAGAACGGCGGAGGGGAGUAUGGAGAGAGCGCUCAGUGGCACACGCCUGUCAUGGGCCAACACUCUGUGUUUGAGAUGGGAGCCUCUCAGAACAUGCAACAGCACAACUAUAAUGGUCACCAAGAACAGGUUUUAUGGCAAGGUCAUACAAUCCAAGUGGAGAAUGGCGAGGCAAAUAUGCAAGGAAUGCAAGGUGCUUACAGCAUUGAGUUCUCAAAUGUCGAUGGUGAUGGCAUGGAGGUUGAAACAAAGCCUAAAAUGGAGAAAAAAGGUGGGGCUAAGCGGAAGAAAAAGGGAGCGGAAACAGAUAGUGAUGAAGAGGUCCUCGACAACAAACUUGAGGAUAAUCCUUUACAAGUGAAAGAAAGAUUAAGAAGAGGAUGUGAUUGCAAGGAUAACUGCUACCGUGGGCUAAAUCCAGAGGCUGUCUACCGCCACCGUCUCAAUAUUGCUGAACUGACCAAAAGUGAACAUGACAUGUAUCUAAUGGGUAUCACUAUGGCCAGCUUGGCUAACCCGGCUGAAACAUCACGCCACAAGGUCAGGAGGAGACUGAGGGCGUGCUACGUAUACCAAGGUAGAAAGGUCUGUUUGGAGGCUUUUCUGUAUCUAGAAAAUGUAACACAUUAUCAGCUCAAACGCAUCAGGCAGCAUGUCAUGACGCACGGCGUCGCGCCUCGGAUACACGGCAACGUUGGUAAGAAGCCCUACAACACCUUUACCUUAGACAUAUACAAACAUGCAACUAAUUUCUUAAAGGAGUACCUGAAACAGCAUGCUAGCUCGCCUAAAGACGUCCAGCCUUCAGGCGAACAGGGCAAGAAAGCCAGCAAGACCAUUAUUAUACAGGGAGACUCACGGAAGCACUUGUUUGAAGCUUACAAAGAAUAUGGGGAAAUUCUGGAGCCCGGAGUAAAACUGAUGGGAUAUUCCACUUUCCGUGCAUUCAUGAAGGACCAAUUCCCUCACGUCAAGUUCGCCACUAAGAAACAAGACAUGCCCAAAGAUAUGGUUCCGUUCCGCAGCGGGAAAUGCAUGUCGUACGACAAAAAUAAGGACCCGAUCAGGUCGCAACAGGAAAAAGACAAGGUGGACCAUAAGAAGGCAGCUAUGGAGGCUAAGAAGAAGGAAGAUCACGACAGGGAGCAGCACGUGCAGCAGCAGCAACAGCAGCAACAACAGCAGGUGCAACAACAACAGCAACAGCAGCAACAGCAAGUGCAGCAGGUGCAAGUGCAGCAUCAGCAGAUGUCGAGCCAGCCGCACGUGGUGAUCCACCAGCAGCAGCCCGGCCAGCAGUCCAUGCAGCAGCAGAUGCUGGUGCCGCAGGUGUCGCAGCACCAGCAGGUGCUGACGCAGCAGGUGGGCAGCGUGCAGCAGGUGUCGCAGCACAUGCAGCCGCUGGGCGUGUCGGACGAGCCGCCGCAGCCCGUGGAGAUGGCGCAGCAGGUGAUCCCUCUGGCCGUGGUGCAGCAGCAGCAGCAGGCGUACAUCGUGACGCCGGUGUCGCACUUCCAGACGCGCGUGCAGGGCGCCUGGUACAGGCAUUGACGGCGCUGCCACCGUCGCGCGGCAAGUUAGCGAGAAUACCUAGGUUACGCCUAUUCAGUAUUGAUAAACUGACAUAUAACAACUAUCUGUAAGGAUAAAUUUAAUCAUAUUUACACCAGUAAAUUAGCAGUAGCUAUGUAGUUUAUUUUUAAAUGGUUUUAAAAUUGAUAGCGUUGUUUUACUGAGUCGACGGUUUAUGUAGGUCUUGCUGGUUAGAUUGCGAAUGUACCGAGUGUAGUUUUUAUAUUUUCCGCGUGUGUUUAGAUGUAAAUGGAUCAUGAUUAUUUUAUUUUUAGACUAUCUAAUCGUUCAGGUGGUGUUGUCAAUCAAUAUUAAAUUCACUUUGAAAAGCAGUGCCUUUAAAAUUUAUGAUGUGGAUUAAGACAUAGCUAUGAUGUGUGAUUAUACUUUCAAAAUACAGAUUUAAGAGGCAAAAUACAGAGAAGUGUGUAUUUACGCAUACUACGGCGUAGGCAAUACAAGUUGAUGAAGUACAUAUCACUUUAUUUUUAUUGGUUCAGAAAAAGAUAGCGUCUAUUUUAUUUAAUAUUAAAUUUUUAAUGGAUUUGUACUUUUGGAGCUUUUUAGAUGAUUCCGUAGUCAAUCACUUUUUCUCUGUUUCUCAUCAAGUGAUCAUAUUAUAAUUAAUGAACUGGCUAUGUAAUACAUGUUGCCUCCCAUGAGCCUCAGUAACAUAGUUUUUGUCAUGUCAGGGUAUGAAUUGGUCCCAUUUGAACUAAAUUGUGAUGACUGUUUAUUUUAAUCGCCUAGCCUAGGUACAGUCGCCAUCAAUAACAUUGUAAUAUUACGUAAUGCUCAAAAAUAUCUAAAAUACAAUACUAAAUUAAGCGAGCCGUGAUUAGAUAUUUGUGAGCACCUUGUUCACUUUGUAGGCUUAGCACAGGGAGGUAAUGUCGCGCUCCUGUGGUAUGAAUACUUGUAUAUAUCAGAUGGCGACUACAAUCAAGUGUAAAAAUAACACGAAAUGUUCCUAAACAUCCUUAUACUUAACCUAAUAAGGUUCAUUCAGUCAACAGUUUAACAGUUGGAGAAAGUUUGCUGUUUUCAUGCAAAAGGUUUCUUGGUCAGCUCUCAACAAGGUGAUAUUGUAUAAAAUGCUACUAAAAAUAGCCCUUGUUGGCAAGCGACAAAGACAUGUAAUAUUCCCUGAGAUUAUCUCAUCUUUACACUUGAAAGUACAAGCAAAGCUGGUUGGUGUCAGCUACAAAUAAAAGACUUCCAUAUAAUGGCGCUUAUGAAUUCCUUAGUUUAGUUUUUAGCCAGUUAAUGGGUUUUGGCUUUAUCUCCAUUGAUUGAGCUAUAAGAAAUAAAUUAUUUUAGUAUAGGUACAGUCAGCGGCAAUAGUUGCUAAGCGGGCCAGGUGUUCAAAAUUACCUUGACGCGCUCAUUCUCUUAACGCUAAAGUCCCGCCAAGAUCAUUUUGAACACCUCGCCCGCUUAGCAACUUGCUGCUGACUGUAAAACCAAUAUUUUAGUUGUGGAUGUUAUAAUCAUCACAUGCAUUAUCUUGAUCUUUCACAUCUGUCUGUAAUGUCGAAAACUGGGAGCACUUUUAGGACGUAAGAGUACUGAUUUUAAACGUUUAUUUUAUCUUUGAUUACAUUAAUUAAAACAAUAAUAUGUAUAUGAUACAUUUAUUUCCCUUAAAAUUAUGUUUUUUUUGUUCAUUAUUUUAUUAGUGAUGUAUCGUUCUCGUCUCUUUUUAACAUGUUUAAAAAAAUGUACUGACGCAAUAGUUCUUAACUCUGGUUCUCUUGAAAAUCUCAUAUUUCUUUCAAGUAUGUUAAGAUAGAGUUAGUAUAUGUAACAGAAUAGAAGCGUGUAAUCAUUAUCAAUUUUACUAUAGACAGUACAGAAUUGUGCCUAGAAAAUAUGCUUAUCCAUGUAUUUUUAUAGAGCAAUAAAUGUGUGGGAUUCGAAGCAGAUUCAUGUAACUACAUAAUCAUUUUUCAAGUACCUACCGACAUUGUGUGAGUGAUUGAUAGUCGUUCCACCUGGGUCGUCUUCGAAUCAUAGUAAUUCACUUAGCAUAAAGGUUCGGCAUCUAUGUCAAAAUUGUAGGGAGACAUCAUGAUGUGAUAGAAAUUAAACUUUUAUACUCUA
Molecule: messenger RNA, 4017 nt
Organism: Cydia fagiglandana
Lineage: Eukaryota; Metazoa; Arthropoda; Insecta; Lepidoptera; Tortricidae
Exons: 4
Coding region: 211-1893 (560 amino acids)
Source: RefSeq, a predicted model, not a curated record